Daphnia pulex (common water flea) is the source of this 1626-nucleotide messenger RNA. RefSeq names its product integrator complex subunit 7-like. Gene Ontology annotation, cellular component: integrator complex. Bases 1 to 1626 code for a protein of 541 amino acids. The transcript has 5 exons. NCBI's taxonomy places the organism in Eukaryota, Metazoa, Arthropoda, Branchiopoda, Diplostraca, Daphniidae. The record is from RefSeq and is a predicted model, not a curated record. Gene Ontology annotation, biological process: snRNA 3'-end processing.
AUGGUUUCUGUAGGUUUGAGAACCGCAUUUAAUGAACAUUUAUUUGAAAAACCAGAACAAGAUGCAAACACAGCUUUAACAGAGCUAGACAAAGCUUCCGAUAAUAAUUAUCCAAAUCAUUCACAAAUUUUCAGGGUUACGCUCUGUGAGGCCAUUAUUUGUUUCCCUAGACUUUUUGAGAAGUACCCAUUCCCGAUUCUGAUAAAUUCUGCAUUACUAAAGCUGGAAGAGGUCUUCAGGUCAAGAUUGCAAGAUCUCUGGACUCUGGCACUGAGAACUUCGGGAAGUAUGGCAAUUAUCAUUUCUGAUCGGAAAUCAUUGCAUUACAGCAUUCGCGACAGUUUGGACAACACACAAUACUCCCCUGUCGAGUUAGAGGCAGCCAUCUACGCGGCAUCCAAGUUUGCCGCACAGUCUCGAACCUUUUCCGUCAACAUGUGCAGCAAAAUUGUCGAGAUGAUUCAGGGACUGGUCACACCUGUAAAUAUCAAGCUCAAGCUCAUCCCCAUCUUAUACAAAGUUGCUCUUGAUGGGGAAUCAGUGUUGCUACAGUUGCGACCGGUCUGUUGCAGCGAAAGCAGUUCAGCUACUUGUCCAACUAUAGCAGUUAUAUCUAGCAAACAAGAUUCUUGGUCGUCUUCAGUGCCCGAUUUAAGCCAAGACGCUGCCCUAGCUGUCGAAUCGCUCAUAUUGGGCCUCUGCUUGGCGGGAAAGACCGAAGAGAGGGAACUCAAGAUUGCGUUGACAUCAGCCGUCCAGCUGAGUCGUGUCGCCGGACCAGAAAUCAGGGACACCAUCAUUGAUUGCCUCACUCGCCUUUUGCUUCAAUCUUCCGGUUCCACGUUAGUCCUGCUGUGCCAGGCCCUGGCUGCCAUCGGAGACACCCAACCGUCCGUCAUUGUACCAGCAUUGGUUGACAUCAUGUCAAUGCUCAAGAAACUCACCGUUCAAAGCGAUCAAGAGUUGUUGGCAAUUCCUUUGUUGUGCGUUCUCAUGUUCCAGACGCACGCCUCUCAUUGUUGGUCUCAACAGGCCAGCGAAGUGGUCCACGAAGUCAUCUUUAGGGUCAACUUGUGGGUGGCUUUCCGAAUCGCCCGCUCUGCCACAAGAUACGGUCACCAUUCCAUUGCCCACAAUAUACUGGAUCCCUUGCUGGGUCACAUUUUGACAAAGCAUCUCUACUUUUGGAUUCAAGGAUUGCGCGAUUUCACCCUGGCCGAAUCUCACCUGAGUUGCGGCACUGGAUCCGAUGCUGUAGCCGUUUCUCUCAUAGAAAGAUUAGUGUUGGCCUCGAAGCUUUAUCUGCAAGGAUUGUCUUCACUGAAGGCAGCCACCAGCCCCGUUCUUCAGUUUCAAGCCGAAUUCGGCCGAUUGCGAGUCGAAUUCCUGUCGGCGUGCUCUCAACUUGUCCAGGCUUGUCGAACGCUUCAGACAGCCCCGCCGUCGGCCAUCGCUCACGCCGUAGUGGCUGCCACCCGAGAGAGACGAACUGCAGCGCUGCGGUCGAAUUACUCACCAGCUGAGGAAGUCGGUGUUGGUGCUCCGGCAGGUGGCCGAAGUCUGUCCAAGCUGGGACAGAGCGCCUUCGACGCCGACCAGGAGAGCCUCACGAAUUUGCAGCUAUAA